AGUGUUUAUAACAUAUUUAAAUCUAUGAGGUGACAAAAAGGCUCCAAACUAUUUUAAUGUCAGGCUAAAUUUUAAAACCAGUUAUCAUGUUUGCGAAAAGUAAUUUUAACUUUAAUCAAUGUGUUUUUUUCAUUUGUCUUGAGAAAUAUGUCUGUUAACGUUUUUCUUUAUUAUUUUUUCAUUAAGUAUUAUUAGAAAAAAACUAUGUCUUAUUUGAAACCAACUUACUAGGUUGAGUAUCAGUUUGAAAUGACCUUUAGCAAAUUGGAUAGAUUUUAUAGGGGUAUCCUGUUAUCUAGAUAUUUCAUUAAAGGAUGGGGUACUCCUGAAAAUCUUAAAAGGCUUUUACUGUUUAGAAAGGUUCUUUCUAACCGUAGUGAUUGUUUUAAAUUAGUUGGAGAACAUUAUCCAAUUGAAAUAACUAAGGAUGAAUAUGAAGGUGAUAUACACAUUCUUGAAGGACAUUUUUAUUCCCCUUUUAAUUUUUAUCUACCAACACUACUUCCAAAAGAGUCAAAAGAGGCUCAUUUUCAAAUGAUUUUACCAAAAAAGUGGAAAGAUGAUGGUUUUAAGCCUGUUUGUAUUCACAUGGCUGGAACUGGAGAUCAUUAUUUCUGGCGUAGACGUCACUUAAUAGCUAAACCUUUAUUACGAGAAGCUGGUAUUGGAUCUAUUAUUCUGGAAAAUCCUUUCUAUGGCUUCAGGAAACCUGUGUACCAAAUGAGGUCAGUUUUGAAUAAUGUGUCGGAUAUUUUUGUUAUGGGUGGAUGUCUGAUACUUGAAGCUUUAGUACUCUUUCAUUGGUGUACAAAACAUGGUUUUGGACCUCUGGGAGUUAGUGGACUUUCAAUGGGAGGACAUAUGGCAUCCUUAGCUGCUACUAAUUGGCCAUUUCCUUUGGUCCUUGUUCCUUGCUUGUCUUGGUCUACAGCUUCUGGUGUCUUUACAGAGGGAGUAAUGAGUAGAGCAAUCAAUUGGGAUAUGUUAGAAUUUCAAUAUAAAGAAAAUGAGGCUUUCAGGACAGAAUUAUAUAAAAUGGUGCAGAUUCGUGAAAGUGAUGCAUUCCAAGCUGGAAAAGAGUUUGUUAAAAACUUUCCUGAAAGUAUGUUACAUUUAAAGGAACAUGGCCCUGGUCUAGAUACAAAAAAAGAAAUAUCAGUUUCCAAAUCAGCUUUGUUUCCAAUAAAUCAGAAGUUGACAAAAUUUUUAAAAAUGAAUACUGAGCCUGUGUCUGACUUAACUAAUUUUUCAUUAUUGCUGGAGAAGGUGUUCCAUCCUAAAUACAUUGAUCGCUCCUCUAUUUCUUCUAACAAACAAGAAACAAUUAAUUUUAUGAGAGGGAUCAUGGAUGAAUGUACUCAUCUCAAGAAUUUUUCUGUGCCUGUUGAUACAUCUCUCAUUAUAAGUGUGUGUGCUCGUGAUGAUGGUUAUGUCCCAAGAGAUGGUGUCACUGACCUUUCUGAAAUUUGGCCUGGAGCAGAUGUUCGUUUUAUUGAUGCUGGGCAUGUUUCUGCAUUUGUUCUGCAUCAGAAAGAAUUUCGGCAAGCUAUAAUAGAAGCCUUUGAGAGAUACAGAUCCAAAUAUAUGUUGCACUAAAAUGUCUGGAGAAAAGCCGGAAAUCGAAGCCACUUAAGGAUACAGAAGAAAAAUUAUAUUCCACAAAAUUGCUUUCAAGAAUAUUACGAAAAAAAGUACAUAUGUUUCUGUGUGUAUAUAUAACUUUAGAAACUCUUGUCUUACGUGCAAUAUAUUUUUCAAUUAUCUUGAA
Molecule: messenger RNA, 1768 nt
Organism: Nezara viridula (southern green stink bug)
Lineage: Eukaryota; Metazoa; Arthropoda; Insecta; Hemiptera; Pentatomidae
Source: the annotation of a GenBank genome assembly